Messenger RNA from Volvox carteri f. nagariensis, 1607 nucleotides. RefSeq lists its product as uncharacterized. The transcript has 5 exons. Bases 131 to 1282 code for a protein of 383 amino acids. NCBI's taxonomy places the organism in Eukaryota, Viridiplantae, Chlorophyta, Chlorophyceae, Chlamydomonadales, Volvocaceae. The record is from RefSeq and is a predicted model, not a curated record.
UAACUCAGGACUUGUAUCAUUUGUAAACUAGUAUGGUAAACGGUCGUCCUGUUCAGGGAGAAAGGUUGCAAGUUAGAUUUAGUCACCUCCAUCCUCGCACUCGACACCGAAUUUAUAUAAUUGUAUAUGAAUGAAUAACUUUAGUGUUGGUGACAUCGUGGACGUCCGUAACUAUGGUCGGGCUGAGGUAAUUGAGCCGCUGGUAACGGAGCCGGGGUCGCGGUUUUACGGCCGCAUCCGCAUCAAGUACCAAAUUGAUGGAAAGACAUACUACGCUCGGCCGACGAAUCUUCGAAAAACAGUUCAGGUCAAGCAACGUGUGCUGCUCUGCCACUCCACCACGCACUACCGCACCUGUGCCGCUUCGGUGGUCAACUGGGACGAUGCCGUGUUGGAGGUAGGGUCACAUGAAGGCGAAUGUACCUGGCUGCUGAGUCGCCGAUGUCGCUACAUCGUGGGUGUGGACAAGUCCCCGACCACGGUGGCAGCAGCGCGGCGGCGCUACCCGGGGCUGAGGUUCGAGGAAGUGGAUGGCUUCGAUGUGCCAACGCUUAAGGCGCUGGGCCCCCAGGACGGCAGCGGAUUCUCGGUAGUACUGGUGGACAUUGGCGGUAUCGCAAGCCUGUCCACGGUGGCGGCAUUGGUGGGACUAUACUUCAAGGAGUUUCCCUACAACACGAAAAUUGUGGUCAAGAGCGUCUUUUUGAAGCGCAUGGUGGAGAGCUGCUUGCCUUACAACACGGAAAAACACAACCCGUGGGCCUUGCUUCCUGCCGGCGGAACCGCUGGCGCAUCCUCUGGGACCGCGGGGGGAGAUGGAAACUCCGCGUGUCCGGGGGCUUCGACACAGGGACAGGGAUGGGGCGAAGAGUGGCCAGAAGAGCAGCAGCAGAAAGGCGAGGAGGGGUUGGAGAAGGGCGAGUGUGUGGACGAUGUCGAGAAGGGCAAGUUGGCGGAGGUGUCGUGCAGCCGACAGAGGCGGAGAAACAGGGGAGAAAGUGGCGCUGGCCUCGCGGCUGUGGCGGACCACGUUGGCGAGAACGGGCUAGGGCGGGACCUGGGGAACUGGAAGGAGAAAUCCCUUGGGGGUUUGGGGGAAGAUGGUAGGGUUGGCGCUGGGCUAGAUAAAGGUACGACGGAAAAUCUGAGCGGAUCCAGAAAGGCGGCCAUUGGGGCAGGGGACGGGGAGGCAGGCGAGGGGCGAGGCAUUGAGGAUGGCCCUAAAGGAACCACAGGUGUCUCGAGCAGCAGGUCAGCGGCAGGGGAAGGGGCGGCCGUGUGACUAUUAGACCACCUUCACUCCUAAACUGAAAGCGCUUUUCUCGCAGCGGUAUAGCGUAGGAACGUAGACAGAGGGUGGUUUCCCUAAAGUUUUCACUUAUCCGGAUAUCCUGAUAUGGGUUUCUUAACAGGCGGGCAGGCUAGCCCUUGUCGGGGACACAGAGUGGUUCCCUAGCAUGUGGAACAGGUUGGGGGCCCCGUUUCCGUUUGUUUGGGCGACUGCGGAUUUCAUGAUACAUACAGCUGAGCAUGAGGAUCUUGCUGGUUAGGCCCACGACCACGAAGGAGGAGUCGCUUUCCGUGUAUACGUGUACAAGCGCUAUAAG